Messenger RNA from Dendrobium catenatum, 1152 nucleotides. RefSeq names its product WAT1-related protein At4g08290-like. Lineage: Eukaryota; Viridiplantae; Streptophyta; Magnoliopsida; Asparagales; Orchidaceae. The coding region runs from base 1 to 1152 and encodes 383 amino acids. Gene Ontology annotation, molecular function: transmembrane transporter activity. The transcript is spliced from 7 exons. Gene Ontology annotation, cellular component: plasma membrane. The record is from RefSeq and is a predicted model, not a curated record.
AUGAUGAUGGUUUUCAGUAAUGGAGGCCUCAAUGUUUUGCAGGAGGUAAAGCCCUACGUAUACUUGGUUAUGCAACAGUUUUUCAUUGCCGUCAUGUAUGUACUAGCGGAGGCAACCCUCAAGGAUGGGAUGAACCAAUAUGUGCUUGUUGUUUAUCGCAACAUUAUUGCUGCUGUCACCAUCGCACCAUUUGCGUUUUGGUUUGAAAGGAAACAGAGACCAAGAAUUACAAUGGUCAUCUUCCUUAAGAUAAUUGCGUUAGCUUUCCUGGAUCCAGUGCUUCAACAAAACUUCUUUUACAUGGGAGCCAAAUUGACCUCAGCAAGCUUUGCUGCUGCGCUUGAAAAUAUAAUUCCUGCCAUUACGUACCUUAUGGCCCUUGUUCUAAGGUUGGAGAAGUUGGAGAUAAAACAGAGAUUUGGUCAAGCAAGUGUGAUUGGAACAGUUGCAAACAUUGCAGGAGCAAUUUUGAUGAUUAUUUACAAAGGCCCCAACUUGAAAUUGCCCUGGUAUUCAUGGAGAAAAGAUGUUCAGUACAGCAGCACUGAAGAUUCCAUGGCCGGAGGUGCUGGCGUCUCCCAGUGGAUAGAGGGCACUUUUUCCAUUAUAGGGAGCAGCACUCUCUGGUCUGCCUUCAUAAUACUACAAUCAAAUACCUUAAAAUCGUUCCCCACAGAACUUACCCUAACAGCUUUGAUUUGCCUCGUUGGUGCGGUGAUGAGUGCUGUGGUUGCGUUGGUGUUGGAAGAUGGAAGUGCAAGUCCAUGGAUUAUAGGUUGGGACCGCAGGCUCUUUCUUGCAAUAUAUUCUGGGAUAACAUGCACUGGCCUCUCAUAUUAUUUCCAAGGAGUUGUGAUGAAUGAGAAAGGGCCAGUUUUUGUCGGUGCUUUCAGCCCUCUUUGCUUCUUCUUUACUUUGGCCUUGGGCUCCUUCUUUCUGUCCGAGAAAAUAUCAUUGGGAAUGGCUAUUGGGUCAAUUAUAAUGGUGGCAGGCCUCUAUGCUCUUCUAUGGGGCACUAGCAAGGAUCCACUAUCUCAGCAAAAUGAAAGAGUUGAAGGGGAGCAAGAGCUAUCCUUGUCUACAGCUACAUUGGUUGGUAAUUCCCAACCCACACGGCAAUCUAAUAUACUUGACAAGUCGAUGUCAGUAUAG